Messenger RNA from Microstroma glucosiphilum, 1375 nucleotides. Its product is annotated as protein phosphatase methylesterase. The transcript has a single exon. Gene Ontology annotation, biological process: protein demethylation. The record is from RefSeq and is a predicted model, not a curated record. Lineage: Eukaryota; Fungi; Basidiomycota; Exobasidiomycetes; Microstromatales; Microstromataceae. Bases 68 to 1375 code for a protein of 435 amino acids. Gene Ontology annotation, molecular function: protein methylesterase activity.
GGAGGAGGAGGAGGAGGAGGCGGACUCGCUGGGCUCUCUCCCCUCCACCUCCUCCAGCAGACCAAGCAUGGCUCCUCCCAAGCUCGUACCCCGAAAGACGAACAAGGGCAAGGAGAACAGUAUAGACUAUACACCGAUCUCCGCAGCCGACUGCUUUGAAGACGCUUUCCAGGUUGAGCUACAAGGGCAAGGUAACUGGAGGGUCUACCUCACACCGCCAAAGCCUAUUGGACCUUCAGGCACCCGAGCACCCGCACUGUCACCCAAGCAAGGCAAGACGAGUGCUACUCUCCCCAAAGCUACGACUGCAGCGACCGCCUCGGAUCCAACACUUGCAUCCCUUGAGCUGCCCGACGUAUCUUCAGACGAAGAGGAAGAAUCUCAACCUUCCAAAACCCCGACUCGCGACCCGGGCACUCUCUUCUUCUUCCACCACGGCGCAGGCUUCUCAGCCCUCUCCUUUGCCCUCGCAGCCCGCGAGGUCACUCGUCUCACCGGCGGUGAAGCUGGUGUCAUGGCAUUAGACUGCAGGGGUCACGGAAGGACUUCACACCCUGCAUCGAUUCCUCUGCCGCUCGACAUGUCUUUGGAAAGACUCACACAGGAUGGAGUGGAGGUGCUGCACGCCCUUUACCCCGAGCCGGGGCAGAUGCCUACGCUGGUUCUGGUGGGUCACUCCAUGGGGGGAUCGAUCGUCACCUCUCUCUGCGCGGCUUUACAAUCGCUGCCCACGCCGGUCAAAGUGGCAGGGGUGGCCGUUCUGGACGUGGUAGAAGGGACAGCCAUGGACGCACUGGAGGGGAUGAAGGGCAUCGUCCUCUCCCAUCCAAAGGGCUUUGAUAGUGUGGCAGCGGGAGUGAAGUGGCAUAUGGACAGUGGCAGUAUACACAAUCUGGAUAGCGCGAGGAGAAGCGUGCCGAGUCUACUAGUACCAAACCCGAGCUACAGUGAGAGCACCACCUCAACCCAGCCCAUCGAAGACGAAGCCAUCGAGGAGCUCGCCGAAGAGGACGAUGCCACUGUCCCUCACCAGUCAGCAGCGGACGACAGCAGCUCAUACCCCUUCAUCUGGCGCGCCGACCUCCUAGCAACACAGCAACACUGGCGUGGGUGGUUUGAAGGGCUCAGCAAGAGGUUUCUCGGCGCUAGGACGGCCAGAUUGCUGUUGCUUGCGGGGACCGACAGGCUGGACAAGGAGCUCAUGGUUGGGCAGAUGCAGGGGAAAUAUCAACUCACCGUGUUUCCAGACGUCGGUCAUUGUCUACAGGAGGACGCUCCGGAGAAGACGGCCAAGCUGCUGGUAGACUUCUGGCGCCGAAAUGAAGUCACGCCGGGUAAAUUGGGCAUCGGGCUCAAGAGAGUGGGAGACGCUUGA